Myiozetetes cayanensis is the source of this 1757-nucleotide messenger RNA. RefSeq names its product PARN like ribonuclease domain containing exonuclease 1 (gene PNLDC1). Gene Ontology annotation, cellular component: cytoplasm; endoplasmic reticulum. Bases 1 to 1653 code for a protein of 550 amino acids. Gene Ontology annotation, molecular function: poly(A)-specific ribonuclease activity; RNA binding. Lineage: Eukaryota; Metazoa; Chordata; Aves; Passeriformes; Tyrannidae. Gene Ontology annotation, biological process: nuclear-transcribed mRNA poly(A) tail shortening. The transcript has 19 exons. The record is from RefSeq and is a predicted model, not a curated record.
AUGGCGCUGCUGUGCAAAGAAAGAGCGGGCACCGAGGCUCGGGGUUUAAAACUGGCAGGAGGGGUUGGGGAGAGAGCCCUCGCUGAGCUGCUGGCCUCGGCUCGGAGGGCUGGGGGCUCCGGAGCCCUUGAUACGGAGUUUACUGGCUUAUAUUCAACUUUCCCACAGAGCAGCGAGCCCAGCCUGUUUGAUUCCCCUGUGGAGCGGUAUCUGAAGAUCAGGCAGAGUGUUCAGCGCUUCACUGUUACUCAGCUUGGUCUGGCAAUAUUCUCAAAAGAAAAUUCAAACAAGUAUGUGGUGCAUUCAUACAACUUUUUUCUCUUUCCCUCAAUGCUGGGAGUUAGGGAUGUCGAAUUCACCCUCUCUGCAUCUAGCAUUCAGUUCCUGUCUCAUUAUGGCUUUGACUACAAUAAGUUCCUGAAAGAUGGAAUCCCAUACAUGAAUGAGGUACAGGAGAAGAUCCUUAGGCAGCAUCUCUUAGCAGGUAGCUGGACAUUCCACAGCACUAGUGCUGCGAACAGGGAUGUGCUGAGGAAAGCUAUUGAUGAAGUGACCUGUUGGAUAGCUGUAGCAGAGGAAGAGGAGACUAUGAUUCUGCAGGAUCUGAGUGACUGUCAUGUGCUUGAAGUUCAGCUAGUUCUGAGGCAGGCUCUCCAAAAUGUUUGGACGGAGCCUCUUGGAAACAAGAAGGUAAUGGUGAAAAAAGUGAGUCCACAGCAUCGUCAGCUUCUGGAGAACUCUUCCUGCGACCCCUGUCAGACAGAGCUCAUUCUCCUGUCUGCCCGCGGCUUCACCAACCUCUUCCAGAUACUUGUUGAAGCCAAGAAGCCCCUGGUGGGACACAACAUGCUUAUGGACCUUAUGCAUCUUCACGACAAGUUCUACAAGCCCCUUCCAGAAAGUUAUGAGGAGUUUAAAAGGAACAUUCACAACCUGUUUCCUGUCCUCAUAGACACCAAGACUGUAACAAAAUCUAUGAAGAAGAAUUAUCUGAUUCCUCGAGUAUCUAGUCUUUUGGAGGCGUAUACAGUUUUGUGCAGCAGCAGCGUAAAUCCCAAAGAUCCACUGUGGCCAGUUAUAGUUCUUGCAAGUGACUGCUCAAGAUACGCUGAGAAGGAAUCUCCUCAUGAAGCUGGCUAUGAUGCAUUUCUCUGUGGUUCAGUUCUUCUGAUGUCAGCUCAUUUGCUACUGCGCAGAUCCACCGAUGAUGCAGUGGAGGCUGAUCCUUCUUUCUCGCAGUAUCUCACCGCGUUAGCUGAGCAUGUGAACCAAGUGAAUUUCAUACGAGGUGGCGUUUCAAGCAUUAAUUUUUCCGGGGAAGAUGCUCCCUGCCAUCGUCCCCCUGCCUUGGUUGUUCAUGUCCAAGGCUGGCCAGGGCUGAACGAGAGACAGAUUUACCAGGAGUUUAAAGGUCUUUGUCGCUUUGAUGUCAGACGGCUUUCAAAGAACCAGUUCAUUCUGCUCUCCAAUAAAUACAAGCACGUCAGGCUUGUCCUGCGGGAUUACAAGGACCACCCUCACCUGCAGGUUUCCGUCUAUCGCCACUGGAGGCACUCUCCACGUGUGAACUGCCUGCUGCAAGUCUCUGGUAUUGUGGCACUGUGGUCGCUCUUGGCCUUUGUACUUGGAGGAGCUCCUAGCUGUUCACUCUAAAGGACUGCCUUGGAGAUGAGACAUGAGGAACACAGAUCUUAUUUCUUGUAUUUGUGUUUUGUUUAAUUUCGUUCAAUAAACUAUUAGCAAAAAAAACCCAAACU